AUGAGAUCUACACCUUCCCUCGUCGAUGAGGGGCACGUCGAUAACAGUAGCGGUGACGAGAAGGAUGAAGGAAAAGAAGAAGAUGCAAUAACAACAACUCCUCUUCCUCCUUCCGAUCUCGAGAAGAGCGAUACUCGGGCCUCUUCGGUUAUGGAAUACUCAGCCUUCCCCAAAGGCAUGAAGCGAUAUAUUGUCAUUUGCUCGUCGUGUGCUGGGUUCUUUUCGCCCUUGUCGUCGCAGAUUUAUUUUCCGGCAUUGAAUACUCUGGCUUCUGAUCUGCAUGUGUCAAUUGGGUUGAUCAAUUUGACCAUGACUAGCUACAUGAUCUUCCAAGGUAUCGCGCCGAUCUUCGUUGGGGAUUUCGCAGACAAGGCUGGCAGAAGACCUGCGUACUUUUUCUGCUUUGUCAUUUAUCUGUGUGCCAAUAUCGGACUGGCUCUACAGAACAGCUAUGCUGCUCUCCUUGUCCUUCGAUGCCUGCAAAGUGCCGGCAGCAGCACCACUAUCGCACUUUCUGCAGGCGUCGUAGCCGAUGUUGCAACUGUUGCUGAGCGAGGUGGCUACAUGGGCUUUGUGACGGCCGGUUCUCUCUUGGGCCCAGCGCUGGGCCCGACUAUUGGCGGUUUGUUAUCGCAAUAUCUGGGCUGGAGAUCGAUCUUCUGGUUUCUGGUGAUCAUAGCCGCCAUCUGGCUCGUGCAGUUUUUUAUUUUCUAUCCAGAGACUGCGCGAAAAGUGGUGGGAAAUGGCUCAAUUCCGCCUCCCACGUGGAACAUGUCUCUGAGCAGCUAUCUCAAAGCUCGCAAGACUUCCGAAGAGGACCGCAUAGCCGCGGAGCAAAUGCUUGACCCCGCCUCUCGCAAGCUUUCGUUCCCCAAUCCGUUGCCCACGCUGGCCAUUGUCUUCCAGAAAGACACGAGUCUAUUGCUCAUCUCAAACUCGAUUUUGUUUGCCGGCUUCUACGAUGUUGGGGUGGCCAUCACAUCCAUAUAUCGGAGCACCUACCACCUGACUGACCUCCAAAUAGGACUAUGCUACCUGCCCUUUGGCGUCGGGUCUGCCCUGGCAGCUCUCAUAAAUGGCCAGUUUCUAAACUACAACUACCGACGAAUUGCCAAACAGAUCGGCAUGCCUCUAGUACGUAACCGACACACCGACCUCAAAGAUUUUCCCAUUGAAAAGGCCCGACUGCAAAUGGCAUUUCCCCUAAUAGCGGGCGCUGUCUGCCUGGUGAUUGCCUUUGGUUGGUGUGUCGAUUUCGAGACGCAUCUGGCCGCGCCGACGGUGAUUGUUUUUUUCCUAGGAUUCUGCUUGACCGGCUCGUUUAACACUGUCAGCACGCUGCUCAUUGACCUUUACCCGACCACCGCGGCGACUGCUACUGCGGCGAGCAACAUCACCCGUUGUCUUUUGGGCGCUGGAGCGACGGCGGUCAUCGAGCCUAUGUUCAAGGCAAUGGGGAGGGGCUGGUGCUAUACGUUUAUUGCGCUGCUCAUGGCCUGCACUGGACCUUUACUGAUGCUGCUGGUUCGAUAUGGACCCAAGUGGAGAGAGGAGCGGCGGGUGCGACAGGAUGAAAGUGAAAAACAAUAG
Talaromyces rugulosus is the source of this 1590-nucleotide messenger RNA. RefSeq lists its product as uncharacterized. Gene Ontology annotation, molecular function: transmembrane transporter activity. The transcript is spliced from 2 exons. The record is from RefSeq and is a predicted model, not a curated record. Lineage: Eukaryota; Fungi; Ascomycota; Eurotiomycetes; Eurotiales; Trichocomaceae. Bases 1 to 1590 code for a protein of 529 amino acids. Gene Ontology annotation, biological process: transmembrane transport.